Molecule: messenger RNA, 2613 nt
Organism: Melampsora larici-populina 98AG31
Lineage: Eukaryota; Fungi; Basidiomycota; Pucciniomycetes; Pucciniales; Melampsoraceae
Exons: 4
Coding region: 1-2613 (870 amino acids)
Molecular function (GO): protein binding
Source: RefSeq, a predicted model, not a curated record
AUGUCGUGCAACAUCGAGCGGGCACAAGAAGCUCGUCAGCGAGGCAACACAUUGUACAAAGCUUAUCAAUUUAGUAAAGCCAUUGAUGCCUAUAAAGAAGCUGCAACACUCGUGCCCUCCGACCCCACACCCCUAUCGAAUCUAUCAGCCGCUACCUUUGAGGCAGGAGACUACGAGAAAAGCGUACGAUAUGCCACUGAGGCUCUAGCUCUCCUGGAGAAAGAAGCCGACGAUGAUCCCCGAAAGCAAAAGUUGUUUGCUCGCCUUGACAAGGCCAAGCGUUACCACUCCGAUCCUGAAGAAUCUAUUAGCAAAGAGUCAAUUCGGAAUGCCACUUUGAGCUUGCCAAGAUAUAGGCCUUAUAUGACCAACGAAAGGAGCUACUACGCCUGUGGCCACGAUAUUCCCGAGUCUCAGUAUGGUCAGACACUCAAGGGCACGACCAAGGAUGCCGAAGUUGUAUCGAUCAUGUUCUGCGGUAUAGGAGAUGCUCGUAACAUGCUACAGACGAUGGUACAAUAUUUCAUGGAAGGGCCUCAGUCCCCCGAGUCUAAUCAAAGGCUCCAUUUUACUAUCUUGGAUUUCAAAGCUGCUAUACUAGCAAGAGAUUUGAUUCUAUUUGUUCUCUUGGAUGAUAUAUCUCUAGCCAUAAAAUCAACAGGAGCGCAGGACCAGUCCUUAUUUGAGAUGCUCAGUGUAGCAGGAUAUUUCUAUGCGACUCAUGUGAUGCCGGCUUAUGCUUCGAAUCGAAUUGAUGCAAUCAUCAAACGGCUUCUAGACUCCUUUGACAAUUCCGAGCAACCGAUCCCUUGGGUGUAUGUUCCUGAGGCGGUCCAGGCCGCUAUCCGACCUAGUCUCGAAGCCUGGAAACGAGAGCCAAGAGCGUCAUAUUCCACUAAACGCUUUCGCGAGAUCGCCAGAGAAGAUAUCAUGAUCAACAACAUGAGAAGGAGCUCGUUUAUGCCUAAUCAUGAAAUACACUCACCAUUUCCUCACCUCAAGUCCGACAAGCGUACCUUCGACGACUUAACCAUUGUCUUACCCGAUCCGAACCUGAUUGUCGAGCACGAUCCGGAGCUAGAUAAAUUGCUCCAAGUUUAUUUCAAAACAAAGGACAACGUGAGUAUAAAGGCGAGUGUAUCUGCGCACAUUGACAAGACAUGGAAACCUAACAUCACGCUAGCCGAUAUCGUGUGGGAGGAUGAAAACUCUACAAGACCACACCCAGACAUGACUUUUACGCCGUUUGAAGUUCUGGCAAACCUUAUGAAAGGAUGUAUGGGCGAACACGGAACUUCACCAGUAUGUGGAGAGAAGCUCAUGAAUGUGGUAGAAUUUUAUUUCAUCAUGCUCGGUAAAUCGAUUUCGGCCCUUCGCGAGCGUAUGUUAGUAGAAGUCUGUCUUGGAGAGAUGGCCGAUUGUCUUGAAAGACUGCAGUAUCAAACUCUUGCUCGUGCCACAGAGGCUGAAUCCAAGGAUUGCUUGGUCUCGUCAAAAUGGCCACACAAAUAUCAUGUCAUCCACAUGAGUAACAUUCCUGAUUAUGUUGGUGGUCCUCUCACGGCCUUCCUAUACGGUACACCGCUCCUCGAACAUGGACCAGGAACAGGGGUUGUCUCAUGUAACCUUCGAAACUCGGCAUCAUUCAAAACCCUUUCUCAGUUUCUCGCCGAGUAUCUCCUCAUGUACGAUCGUAAAUUAAUACAGUCUCACUUUCAUCUGAAGCUUUCCCCAGAAACUCCCGAAAGUCCCGCAGAUCCGAUGCCCUCAAUGCGAUACUGCCUCUGGGAGCGGAUCCGGCCAGAGCGAGCCUUGACCUUUGAGCAGCUUAUGCCUCAGUCAAAGCUUUUACACUGGCUCUAUACUCAUUUCCUCAAGAUAUGUUUACCUUACCCACGUGCCAGGGGUGACGAUGGAAUGGGACUUAUCUUUGCUCCGCUUAAUGUGACGGCGUUUGUUCGCUUGUUGAAGCACGUGUCAGAAUUGGGAUAUCCAACUCACUGGAUCUCGAAUCUGAUUGACUCGAUCUUUUCGGGUCAAAUUACUACCACUGCUCGCCCGCCAUCGCAACAGAUUUUUUCAACAAAAGAUGUCGACACAGGACACCCAGCACGAUCCUUUUGCACGAAACCAUGGCUUCUGGAAUUCACAACCUUGACUGGACUGUGGCGUUCCCUCUUACCCGUCGGACUUGUCUUGCCCUCCUUUGUUCCUCGCGUAGAGGAUAUUGUAUGUUACACCGUCAAGUUUCCUAAUUUGGACGUAUGGGAUGGUCAAAUACCGCACUCGAUGCUGGUCUUUUACGAUGAAAAAACUUUCGGACAGCCACCUAAAAAACUCCGAUCACUUCUCAUUGAUGAGGUAAUCGUUUCAAAUUCAAAGUUAAACACGCUAAGGGAUAAGGGAAUACAUUGUAUGAGUACAUUCCAUUUAAGUGUCAAAGCCAGGGAAGUCACAUUCUGGAUCCCCAAAGAUGCUUUUGAAGAGAUGAAAGAAUGGAACGUUUCUAUCUGGAGAACUGAUAUUUGGGAGCAAGAGGAUAAGGGGUUGAAGUUAGGCAAAGCGGUUAUCAAGAAAAGGUCUUGGGAAGAGUGGAAAGAUCACCGAGCGUGA